AUGCCGAUAUUUAACAAACAUAAGCAACCUCGAGAAUGUAUAAUAUCGAUUUAUGAUAACUUAACCGUUCUUGACAAUCCGAAUAAAAACGACAAAGACAGGCGUAAGGCUGUGGAUGAAAUCGCGAAAGCACUCAAUACCCUGCGAGAGAAUCUGACAGAAAGGCCUGAUACUCGUGUUUCGGGAAAAGACAAAGAUAUUGAUUUCACAAGCAACGAGCGGGCUCGCAUAAGUGAAAUCAUAUCAGAUGUUACGCAAGAAAUGAUCAAUCGCGAUAUGCUCCCGCUUUUACUUUCCCAUUUGGAUGCUAUAGAAUUUGAGAGCUGUAAACAAGUUGUCGAGUUGUGUGGACACAUUUUACGAAGGCCUGCCCGCUCUUUCAAUCCAAUGGCACAGUAUCUUGUGGAACAUCAGGACAUAUUAAAUACCUUGCUUAUGGGAUAUAACAAACCGGAGACUGCAAUCCACUACGGAGCGGUGCGUUUUUGUUUUCUCAUUCUACUGAUUGGCAAAGUUAAUUGUAGAAAUUCUUUUGAUUUAAAUCAAUAA
Messenger RNA from Dibothriocephalus latus, 549 nucleotides. The record is from the annotation of a GenBank genome assembly. Lineage: Eukaryota; Metazoa; Platyhelminthes; Cestoda; Diphyllobothriidea; Diphyllobothriidae.